ACGAGAAUUACUUUUCCGUAUAGAAAUUUAUUUGCACCAACCGCAUCCACGAAACAACAACUGUGACAGGAGGGUAGUUUCAUUGGCAUCGGGACCACUCCAGCAUUGAGGUGAAAGACAGAAGGGUAAAAGAUGGCGGAUGAGUUCGACCCUUAUGGACUUCCUCCUGAAGUCACUGCUCAUCCACAUGCUUUGAUAGGAAUGAUGGGCCUCGAUAUACAAAACAAGGCAACUCAUAAAGCUGUUUGGGAAGCAUUUGCCAUGAAUCGCAGGACAGAUCGCACACCUCUCCACUUUCGACUCCUUUCUGUUGAUUUCCAGAUGCCCUCUAUGAAACCAAAAAGACAAUCGUAUGAAUGGUACACCCCAAAGGGCAUAUUAAAAUCUAAUUGGAUUUCUAAGUACCUUUACAAAGUGCCAUCCCUGGUUGUAUUAUUUUAUGAUUUGGACUGGAAUGAUACAAAUUGGACUGAGAAAAAAAAUGAACUUGCCACAAAAGUUCAGGCUACAAAAACAGUUUUGGGUGAACGCAAUGUUCGAAUAGCCUUGGUGCUUAUUCAGAGUGGAAUUAGUGUCCCUGGGGAGGACACUGGUGCAGCCGAGAAAGCCGCCACACUUUGUACAGCUUGUGAUUUGCCAGCAAAGCACUUGUUUGUAUUACCUCAUUCAGAUGCUCAUCUUUUGGGAUAUACUGUCCGGUUAGAAAAUGCUUUAAGUGAGAUAGGAUGGUCAUUUUACCAAGGGGAGAUCAAGGGAGUUCGUGGUCACCGUGAUUUUCUUAAUAAGACAAACCACUCUCUCCUCUUUGUCCGGCAUCAAUUCAAACUUGGUUUUCUUAAUGAACUUCGUAAUGAUCCCCAGACAGCUAUCAAGCACUAUGCUCAGAGUUACCAUCACCUUCUAGAGCUUAGAUCAACAGAUACAAACCUCCAUGAAAUUCGUGUUGUUGCAGCAAUAAUUAACUACAAAAUCUGUCGCCUUGAUUUUGCUUUAAAUCUACCGAGAGAUGCCAUUGCUCAAUUUCGCCGUCAUAUUGACCUUUUCCGGCAGAAGACUGGCCCAAAGGAACUUAUAUUUGAGCACUAUGCAUGGCUUUCAAAGCAGUAUCACAUAUUUGGAGAUGUGUUUGAGGAAGCAGUCCGUCUUGGUCUUCCAGCUGUACAGACUCAACAUCCAGGAUUUUAUUAUCAGCAUGCUGCUCAGUAUGCUGUGCUAAGAAGAAAAACCGCUUUACAAGUUUGUAAGGAUGUGUCAGCGCCUGUGUCAGACCUCUUGGAAGGCUGGGAUAAACUGGAAUUUUAUGGUCAGCGUCCUUGGCGUCCUGGGAAGCAUUCACUUGAACCUCCAGAACAGGAACGGGAAGCUGAAGGCAUCAAGGAAGUGCAGUACCACGAAGUCAAGGAGGUGAAUCAUUCAAAUACAAUAAUUCCAUUAUUUUCAUCUGCAAUUAGUCAAUUUAAGAAGUACCGUUGCCCUUGCAUCAAAAGGCAUCUUAUGGUUCAGAUGGCUGAAGAAUAUCAUCAAGCUAAUGACCCAUCCAAGGCUUUGACUUUGCUCAAUCACGUUAUGUGGGAUUACCGAAAUGAAAAAUGGUGGAGUCUUCUAUCUUCUAUAUCUGCUUUAGCGCUACAGUGUGCAUACUCUACCAAUGCCAUUACUGAGUAUAUUGGUCUAGCCUUGGAAUUUAUGGGACCUCGUCUUCAAGCUUCUGAUGAAGAAAGGAAGAGAGUUCAUGACAACUUGAUGAAUUUAUUAAGUGGUCAGCCACCAGACCCAGAAUCUGGCAUCAGUCAAGAGACUGUCGGUCCAAUUACAGAAGCUUGGGCCACCUUGUUAGAAAGCCAGAUGUCUUCUAUAACUGUUGACAUGACCACUCUAGUACCUUGCUUAGAGGUUAGGGCAUCGUUCCAGAAGCCUCAGUAUCAUGUGGAUGAAGAGGUUCAUGUUACUCUUAAGAUUAGGAACUCGUAUCAGUCUUCGAUUAUGUUGAGUUCCAUUGGGUUAGUAACUAACAUCCCAUCAUACAAUGACUGGCUCAUAGAAACUCAAGCUGAAAAACUUACACUAGCACCAAAGCAAGUAACUGAAAUUGAACUUUUGUUCAAGCCUUUGGUGGAAGAUGUUGGAAAGAAAAUCAAGCUUACUGGUGUACGAGCACAAUUGGGUAGCAAGGAUAGCAAACUUGUAGUUGGCCUUCAGUGGUCAGGACCUGGGAAUGAAGGCGUAACUUUGAAUACCAGCAAUACUCCUUCAUUUAAAGAGUUUAGCCUUUUGUGUCCAGAUGGAUUUGACACAUGUGUUCCUGUUGCAGAAGCAGAUAUUCUACCCCGUCAGCCCAAACUUUCAGUUACUAUUAACCAUGAUCCUGUGGCAUUGGUUUGGGAAUGGCUUCCUUUUAAAAUUACUUUGAAAAACACUGAAGAAUGUGCAGCCUUUGAUAUAUCUUUGAAUCUUGGGUUGGAUUCAUCUUCCCCUUCAAAUCUAGAACACACAACUCAGAUAUGCACUGCAUCAGGCCUUCAGGGAGAUAAGCUAGGAUCACAUGUCAGCAACCUGCAGAUGAGUGAGCUAGGGGUUGGGGAUGAGCAGUCGGUAACUCUCUAUGCCAAGUGCCUUACAUCAGCUGAAAGGGUCCUUACACUUAAAGUAGAGUAUGUUGUUACUGUGAAGUCUAAUGGAUCAUCUGUUCAGUGUCCUUGUAUUCAUGAAGAAAGUAUCCACUUGCAAGCCAGAAUUCCAUUCCAGGUUACUGUGGAAACUCAGUCAAUGAAGUUUGAAAAGCUGGCAAAGGUAGCAGGAGAAGAGAGCUUUGUUAUCAUUCCAAAGAUAAAGUGCACAUCUCAUGUUCCUAUUCGCCUGACAAAUUCAGCGCUUGCUUUGUCAAGUGAUGCAUACCAGGUUGGUUCUGACACUAUAUCACAAAUAGCUGGAACAGAACUCGCUGAAGGUGAAUAUGGAGUAGAUUGCCUUUGUGUUGCUGUAUCUAGUAAUGUACCUUCAAGCAGUGCACUGGCAUUAGGGCAAUACUUCCUAUAUUGGAAAAGGGCAAGUGAUACUUCCCCUGAAGUGAGUGUCAGUGUAGGAUUACCAUCAGUGAUGGUCGAACACUGGGGUGUAUGGGUGGAAUGUAAAUUACCACCACAAGGCACCUUGCGAGCCCCGUUAUUAAUCACCUACAUCAUUUACAACCGAGCUGCUCACACAACAGAGCUAGCUCUCGCUAUGCACUCAUCUGAUGCUUUUAUGUAUGCUGGCCACAAGGAGAUCCGAUUGAGAGUUUUGCCAGGACGCAAGGAGUGCGUUACGUAUACCCUUUACCCUUUGCUAUCUGGGAAUGUUCAGUUGCCAAAACUAGGGCUUAGUGUAGAAUCUCAUUCCCCUGGUCAACCCACGUCACUUGAAACGUUAUUGAAUAGGAUAUUACCCACGCACAUAUAUAUAGUGCCUCAAGCCAAAGGUGGAGACUCAUCCGUAUCAUCUUUAACAGAUCGAUUUACUACAGUUAGCGUAAGUUAGUUGGUAAAUUAGUGCACCUUCAGAUGUGAGAUACAAUUUUUUAAUAAUACUGAUAUUUGAAUUGUUGAUAUGUGUAUUUUGGAUCUCUUAUGUACAGUGUAUAAUACUUUGUGAUUUUAAUGUUGAUUAAAAGUGGAAUAGAAUUGUUAGAAUAUGUUACUGAUAUUUGUAAAAUAAGUCAGUAGAAUAAAAUAGUAAGUAAUGUA
Molecule: messenger RNA, 3722 nt
Organism: Macrobrachium nipponense
Lineage: Eukaryota; Metazoa; Arthropoda; Malacostraca; Decapoda; Palaemonidae
Gene: gry
Product: trafficking protein particle complex subunit 11-like
Exons: 23
Coding region: 133-3516 (1127 amino acids)
Cellular component (GO): cytoplasm
Source: RefSeq, a predicted model, not a curated record